Messenger RNA from Corticium candelabrum, 3291 nucleotides. RefSeq names its product phosphatidylinositide phosphatase SAC2-like. Gene Ontology annotation, biological process: phosphatidylinositol dephosphorylation; regulation of endocytic recycling. Gene Ontology annotation, cellular component: early endosome; clathrin-coated endocytic vesicle. The record is from RefSeq and is a predicted model, not a curated record. Lineage: Eukaryota; Metazoa; Porifera; Homoscleromorpha; Homosclerophorida; Plakinidae. Bases 90 to 3134 code for a protein of 1014 amino acids. Gene Ontology annotation, molecular function: phosphatidylinositol-4-phosphate phosphatase activity. The transcript is spliced from 2 exons.
UGACAGAGUGACAGGUCGUUUGACGAGUUCAGCUGUUUUUUACCUUGUUCAUCUCGAAGACGGCUGUUUACCUUAGUAACUUGUGAGGUAUGUCUAUUGAAGUAUAUGAGACCUAUGAUAGGUACAUUCUCAAAUGUGCCGAUAGCACACUGUGGUGCAGCCGACUAACUGGAAGUCUUGAGGUUCAUCCAGCAUCAAUGUUGGAGAAAGCUUGGCAUCCUCAGUGUAGAGGCUGUGUCCAUGCUGUAGUGGGAAAAUUAAGAUUUUCACCAAAAUCUCACUGGAAGUUGAUAUUAGUCGGUCACUCUGUUCCUGUUGCUAGGCAACCUCAUUGGAAUGGAGAAAUCUUUAGAAUUAACAAGAUUGUGUCACUUAGUCUUUCACUACCUUCACAGGGAGGGAGAGACAGUGCUGUUAAUGAAGAACAGCAUCAGAACCAGAAAACAGCAAAUGCUUGCCAACAGGAAUUGUUACAACAAUAUGAGAAAAUUAGUGACCAGAAACUCAACAAACAAGAAAAGAUUGAGAAACGUCUAGAAGAAGAACUUCAUCGAAUGUUCACAGGAUCAGAGUCCUUUUACUUCUCAUUUACUGCUGAUUUGACAAACUCAAUGCAACGGCAGAUGCUCAGCAGCCACGACAAAUUGAAACCAUUAUGGAAGCAAGCAGACAAAAGGUUUUUCUGGAACUAUGAAAUGCUCAAUGAGCUAAUAACUGCAUCUGAAACACAUGGUACCACAGCAAGUGUCAUUGAUCAAUGGAUCAUUCCAGUUGUUCAAGGAUUUGUCCAGUCAGAGGUGUGUACAUUACCUCACUCUCGUCAAACUUCUCCAGAACCUCAAGCAUUUAGUAACAGUCCAAAAUCUAGUCCCAAACUCAAACGUCAAUCAGCUCCUGUUUCUUUUUCAGGUCAUACAAAUGAUUCAUUUGAUCUCGUUAUCAUUUCUAGGAGAAGUCGAUAUCGUGCUGGCACAAGAUACAAACGUCGAGGAAUUGACAAGCAUGGCCACGUGGCAAACUAUGUAGAAACUGAAUUCAUUGUCAACAAACCACCAAAUAUUGCUUCCUUUGUUCAAGUCAGAGGUUCUAUUCCUGUCUUCUGGAGCCAACCGUGCAUUAAAUAUCGACCUGCACCAAGACUCCAUGGAACAGAGGAGGAAAACAGGGAAGCAUUUGCCACACACUUUGGUGAACAGUUGAUGCUGUAUGACUGGAUUGUGUCUGUCAAUCUUGUUGACAGGACAGGAAGAGAGAGAGCAAUUGGAUUAAUGUAUGAGAAGCAGGCAGCUGUUUAUAACAAUGAGAAUCUGUUCUUUUUGUCUUUUGAUUUUCACGAGUAUUGCAAAGGAAUGCAUUAUGAACGAAUCCAAGUUUUAGUUGAAAACCUCCGCAACAUUAUCUCACGGAUGCGAUUCUGUUGGGUGGGUGACAGGAAGGGUUUACUGUCAAAACAAACUGGUGUAUUUCGAGUCAACUGCAUGGACUGUUUGGAUCGAACCAAUGUUGUACAGUCUGCAUUUGCUCGUGCUACCUUACACUCAAUUCUAUGCAAAUUUGGUCUACUGGAUCCAGAAGAGCGCCUUCCACAUGCCUGCCAGACACUAUAUCAAGAGAUAUGGGCAAACAAUGGAGAUGCAAUCAGUCGCCAAUAUGCAGGUACAGAUGCUCUGAAAGGAGACUUCACUAGAACUGGAGAAAGACGGUUUGCUGGCAUGGUGAGAGAUGGCAUGAAGUCGGCCAAUCGUUAUUAUGUCAGUCGAUUUAGAGACACGUACCGUCAGCUGGUUAUCAACACAAUGCAAGGAAGUUGUGUUAUGGAUGAUUUUGUUAACAUUGAACCAGAAACAGAUGUGGAAAAAGAAGAUGAGCAAUGGACAAUGCAGAAGGAGGCAAGUCUUGUGUCUUUAGUCCAGUGUUGUAAGAAGAGACUAAUAGAUGAUUCAGAAAUGUCUGGUACUAAAGGUUGGGCUCUCGUUGUCCCAUCUGCCUUUCGUGUUGACAGCAAAGGAGAGGAUGAAGACGAGGACGUCAUUCUGUUGAUGACAGAAAGCUCAUUUUACAUUGUACGAUAUGACGAGACAAAUGACGAAGUGACUGAAUAUGAACGUCUUCCACUGGAUGAAGUGAAGGAGGUUGUGAUUGGUGGUGAGAAAAGUCGAGGUGGUAGGCAUUGUAUUCAAUUUAAUUGUGGAGAUAACACAUUGAAAACAUUCACAACUGUCAGAGCACAUCACCAGACCAGAGACGUGAUGAUAACGUUGCUAGAGAUAGCAGAGACUUUCACAACUCUACAGAAACAACAGGGUGACGUAAAGGCACCAGUUAGUAGACAGGUAGUGUUGCAGACAAAGAGUGAGAAGAGCAGAAGAGCAGGAAUAGGUCGAGUUAUUCAACUAACACAGAAAUAUCUCCUCAAAGAGAGUCUAUGGAAACGAAACAAAUCAAAAUCCAAAAGUGUUAGUGGUGAGCAAGUUGUAGAAAGCAAACGAAGUUUGGAUGACAAGGUGAAGGAUGAAGAGCAGGAAGAUGACAAAGACAGUGAGAAUUAUGUUCUGGAAGAGACUGCUGUUGACGACAUGAGACAAAGAACAGGAGUUAUAUCAAGAGAUCAAUUGUCUCUUCUCCACAGCUCAAUGAAAGCAAGUCUCACUCAGAAACAUUCGAACACAAAAGAAGAAGCCACAAAAAGUGUUUUCUAUGUCAGUAACACUGAAAGCAAAUUGGACGAUUACUCUGUAGAGCAUAGACAGAGAACAGGAGCUGCAUCGACAAGCCAUCUCUCUGCCACUCAUGCUCUUAUGAAAAAAAGACAAAGCCAUGUAAAUGUGACGACAGAAUGUUUGGUGGAUGAUGAAAGCAGUGGAAUAGAAUUGGGUUCCACAAACAAAAUCUGCCAGGAGGUCACUUUACAGGCAGGAGAGGAAGUCACAACCACUGCUGAUGGCCAGCAUAAUGUUGGAAUUGAAGUUGCAGACAGCACAGGCAAGACUAGUCCAGCAUUUCCAAGUAGUGACAAUGAUGGUGAUGAUAAUGAUGGUGAUGCAGUAGCUUCUGCCAGUUGUCCAGAUGUACCAGAGAAUGUAGUAAAGGCCGCUCGUAGAAUGUCAAGAACUAACUUUUUGACUAUUUUUUGAGCUGAUCAUCUAUUUUGGUGUAUUGACAUCUAUCUUCGUUGUAUUGACGAUACUUGACCAUUUGUGUAUUGAUUUACUAAAGCAUUACUAGUAGUAAGUACUUGGAGUUAUCCAACAAGCAUCAUUUACAAAUACAGAGCAAACAAACAAUGACCUU